AGCGAAACGUUCGCUGUCCCACUACCACGCGCUCGGACCGCUCGGCUGUUGUGUCUCAAUCAUGGAGUACGGACUGGUAUGUUUGAGCUUGCUGGUAGCGCAUUCGGCGGCGGCUUCACUGCAUCCACUGGACGUAACUCUCGAGUCCUCGGGUGGGACGCCGACAGGAUUUGCCUCUGGAGAUCAUGCUAUCGCAAGCGCCGCUUCGCUUUCCGUCUUGACGAACAAAGAGAGCUGCACCUUCAACGACUGGUUCUCGCAACUCUCUAUAUGGAUACAGAUCCCGCUCGCGAUCGGCAUCUUCCUCGGGUUCAUGUCGCUUCUCGUCGUCAUAUUGAACAUAUUCCUUUUCUCUCUCACCGUGUGCUGUGGUUUUUGUUUCGCCUGCUUCAUUUCGGACGGCUAUAUCCCAGUCUAGAUGUUCAUAGACGUUUCGGAAUAAAUUUUGAUAGU
Messenger RNA from Galendromus occidentalis (western predatory mite), 453 nucleotides. RefSeq lists its product as uncharacterized. Bases 62 to 418 code for a protein of 118 amino acids. The record is from RefSeq and is a predicted model, not a curated record. The transcript is spliced from 2 exons. NCBI's taxonomy places the organism in Eukaryota, Metazoa, Arthropoda, Arachnida, Mesostigmata, Phytoseiidae.